AUGCGGCAAAGGCGACGGGUACAAGAGGAAGGGCGGCAGGAGGAAGCAGAGGGAGGUUGGCGGGUUGGUUGGGUGCAGACGAGUGAUGCAGGGGCGAAUGAAAGGACGCCGCAGCAGGGAGAGCAGAUCGAGCGAAGAAGCAGAAAGGGGGGAGAUCAAGGCAAGGAGGAGGGGGGACAGGAUGGGGACGGGGAGGGGGAGGGGGAGGGCAUGAGUCGGGACUUUGCGUUUGAGGAGUAUCGGUGGCAGCCCCAUGGGAUGCAGCACCGCACGGUGGCGCUGGUGGGCGACUCGCUCAGCCGCCAGCAGUUCCUCUCGCUGCUCUGCCUGCUCGCCCCACACCCCCGAGUGCUGCCCCCCAACCACACCCGCCCGCUCAACGCAGUCAACGGGGGCGGGCAGGGCGUGGCGGUGGUGGACGUGGGGUGGCGCUUCAACCUCACAUGGGGCGCGCCUGUGCGCGGAACUGCCAGGGGCGCUGCUGUGUGGCUGCCUGGCAGCAACACCACGCUGCUGCAGCGCACCUCCAACCUGCUGUGCCACGAGCACAUGCUGCCCGCUGCCGUGCCCGUGGAGGAAGAGGGAGAGGAGGAGGAGGAGGGGGGGGAGGAUGAGAAGAAGGAAGGGGGGAGUAAGGGGGAGAGUGUGGAGGAGGGAAGGGAGGAGGGCGGGCAGGGGCGGCGGCAAGUGGGAGCGGGGAGGAGGAGGCAGUACCGGCGGGUGGUUCGGGUGUAUGAGGCGGACGAGUGGCUGCUGCAGCACCUGUGGCGCCUGGACGUGGUCGUGCUCAGCACUGCCAACCACUGGACUGCCAGCAGUUUCAGAGCCAACCAGCAGGCCGUGCAGAACUCCCCCACCGCGCGCCCGUUCAUGCCGUCUGAGAGUCAAUUGGAGUCAACGCCAUUCAUGGCUGGCCUGCGCAGGCAGGCACUGCUGGCAGUCAUGCGCUCGCUGGCGCUCGCCGCUGUCCGCUCUGCCCGUGCCGCUCCGCCCGUCAUCUUCCUGCGCUCCGCCUCGCCCAGCCACUUCACCGGCGGCACCUUUCAAUCUGGUGGCCGCUGUGACAUGCAUGCGGUGAGUGCAGAGAGCAAUGCAUGCGAGCAACCGCUGCUGCCCCACAGGCAGCUGCUGCCACGGGAGGUGGUGAAUGGGUCUGUGGUGGGGCAGGGCGAUGGCGCUGUAACGCAGGGGCGAGGGGGGCGAAUGAUUCGUGACUGCGUGCACUGGUGCCUGCCUGGCGUGCCUGACACCUGGAACCAGCUCAUGCAGCGAGCCAUCCAUCUCCGACACAAAGAUGUUGACGUUUUGAUUCACGGGAAUGACCUUGCCGCCUCUGAUGACCUUGCUGCCACUAUGCCUGGCGCCCCACCCUCUGCCUUGGCCGUGCAUGAGUCCACGUGGGGGCAGCCCAGCAUCCCGUGGCUGCGCCUGCUGGACGCCCUCCCCCUCUCCCUCAUGCGCCCAGACGCCCACGUCGUCGCCUUCCCCCUGCUCCUCAACGGCCCCCCUCUGCCUCACCCGUUCAUGUCAGAGCAACCGCUGCUGCCCCACAGGCGGCUGCUGCCACGAGAGGUGGUGAAUGGGUCUGUGGUGGGGCAGGGCGAUGGCGCUGUAACGCGGGGGCGAGGGGGGCGAAUGAUUCGUGACUGCGUGCACUGGUUCCUGCCUGGCGUGCCUGACACCUGGAACCAGCUCAUGUAUGCCGACCUCUUGCAAUCUGGCCUUCUUGCUAUCAUUUGA
This is a messenger RNA of Closterium sp. NIES-65, 1740 nucleotides long. NCBI's taxonomy places the organism in Eukaryota, Viridiplantae, Streptophyta, Zygnematophyceae, Desmidiales, Closteriaceae. The record is from the annotation of a GenBank genome assembly.